GAUAGCCGGAGGAUCAGGCUCGGCCGCGUGGUCCGCUUUUACAGAGGUUCAGGCGGCCGCUGGAGGCUGGGUCUUGCUGCCGCCCCGUCUGCCCGCGUCGGUUCUACUGGAGUCCGGGCCCAGUCUCCUGAUCGCGGCCAGCAUAUGGGGCCAUGGCCCGGCUCCCGGGGCACCCGGAGGCCCCCGGCCCGGAACCUGGCAGCGCAGGCCGAGGAGGACGAGGCGGCCGAGGAGGAGGACGAGGGGCCCGGGCUCGGCAUGUCAUUAUCAACGUCGGGGGCUGCAGGGUGCGGCUGGCCUGGGCGGCGCUGGCCCGCUGUCCCCUGGCUCGCCUGGAGCGCCUGCGAGCCUGUCGCGGCCACGACGAGCUGCUGCGCGUGUGUGACGACUACGACGUGAACCGCGACGAGUUCUUCUUCGACCGCAGCCCGUGCGCUUUCCGCGCCAUCGUGGCGCUGCUGCGCGCCGGCAAGCUGAGGCUGCUGCGCGGCCCGUGCGCCCUGGCCUUCCGCGACGAGCUGGCCUACUGGGGCAUCGACGAGGCGCGCCUGGAGCGCUGCUGCCUGCGCCGCCUGCGUCGUCGCGAGGAGGAGGCAGCCGAGGCGAGCGCCGGGCCACCGGGUCGCGGACCGCAGGGGAGCCCAGUGCGAGCCCUGGGGAGCGGGCGGCUGGAGCGAGGCCGACAGCGCCUACGCGAUGUGGUGGAGAACCCGCACUCCGGGCUGGCGGGCAAGCUCUUCGCCUAUGUCUCCGUGGCCUUCGUGGCCGUCACGGCCGUCGGCUUGUGCCUGAGCACCAUGCCUGACAUACGCGCAGAAGAGGAACGGGGAGAAUGCUCCGCAAAGUGCCGCAACCUGUUCGUGCUGGAGACCGUGUGCGUGGCCUGGUUCUCCUUCGAGUUCCUGCUGCGAUCCCUGCAAGCCGAGAGCAAGUGCGCCUUCCUGCGGACGCCGCUUGCCAUCAUCGACAUCCUAGCCAUUUUGCCCUUCUACGUGUCGCUGCUCGCGGGGCUGGCGGCAGGUCCCAUGGGCAGCAAGAUGCUGGAGCGCGCAGGGCUGGUGCUGCGGCUGCUGCGGGCGCUGCGGGUGCUCUACGUGAUGCGCCUGGCGCGCCACUCGCUGGGGCUGCGCUCGCUUGGCCUCACCGUGCGCCGCUGCGCGCGCGAGUUCGGACUGCUGCUGCUCUUCCUCUGCGUGGCCAUGGCGCUCUUCGCGCCGCUCGUGCACCUGGCUGAGCGCGAGCUGGGCGCUCGUCGCGACUUCUCCAGCGUCCCCGCCAGCUACUGGUGGGCAGUCAUCUCUAUGACCACCGUGGGCUAUGGAGACAUGGUGCCGCGCAGCCUUCCGGGCCAGGUGGUGGCGCUGAGCAGCAUCCUCAGCGGCAUCCUGCUCAUGGCCUUUCCUGUCACCUCCAUCUUCCACACCUUCUCGCGCUCCUACACGGAGCUCAAGGAGCAGCAACAGCGCGUGGCCAGCCCUGAGCCGGCCCUGCGCGAGGACAGCACUCGCGACGACAGCACACGUUCAGCCAGCGCCACCGAGGACAGUUCGCAGGACCCCGAGAACGCAGGUGCAGCAGGGAGCUCGUCAGGCCGGGUGGGACCCUGAGCGGAAUGCUCUGCUGAGAGCUUCUGGGGGUCAAAGCCUCAGAGGACACCAAACACCCGCUAACCCAUGUUGUGGCUAGGCCACCCAAGCAAUCCUGAGCUUCGCGUAGCCUGGAGGAUAUAGCAGCCUGG
Acomys russatus (golden spiny mouse) is the source of this 1738-nucleotide messenger RNA. It is a transcript of the gene Kcng2, whose product is annotated as potassium voltage-gated channel modifier subfamily G member 2. The transcript has 3 exons. Gene Ontology annotation, cellular component: voltage-gated potassium channel complex; membrane. NCBI's taxonomy places the organism in Eukaryota, Metazoa, Chordata, Mammalia, Rodentia, Muridae. The record is from RefSeq and is a predicted model, not a curated record. Gene Ontology annotation, biological process: protein homooligomerization; potassium ion transmembrane transport. The coding region runs from base 153 to 1607 and encodes 484 amino acids. Gene Ontology annotation, molecular function: voltage-gated potassium channel activity; protein binding.